AUCUUGUUGGUGGAACCAUAUGAACUGAGGACAAUGGUGGUGGAGUUGGAGUACCCAGAGACCUUGGUUGUGGCGCCGAAGGGCUCGGAGACCUUGCUAGAGGAGGUAGAGGUGGAGGACUCGGAGACCUUGUUGGUUCGGGUGGAGGACUCGGAAAUCUUGUUGGUGGAGCCAGAUGAACUGAGGACAAUGAUGGUGGAGUUGGAGUACCCAGAAACCUUGCUCGUGGCGGCGAAAGACUCGGAGACCUUGUUGGGGAAGGUGGAGGUCUUGAAAACCUUUCUGGUGGAGCCAUUUGAACUGGAAACCUCGGUGGUUGUGGCGGAGGACUCGGAAACCUUGCCGGUGGCGGCGGAGGAGCCCAGUUCAUCCUCAAGCCGUAGAUUGCAAAGCCGCGUGCCUCUAUGA
Messenger RNA from Darwinula stevensoni, 408 nucleotides. NCBI's taxonomy places the organism in Eukaryota, Metazoa, Arthropoda, Ostracoda, Podocopida, Darwinulidae. The record is from the annotation of a GenBank genome assembly.